Molecule: messenger RNA, 2927 nt
Organism: Sphaerodactylus townsendi
Lineage: Eukaryota; Metazoa; Chordata; Lepidosauria; Squamata; Sphaerodactylidae
Gene: OIT3
Product: oncoprotein induced transcript 3
Exons: 9
Coding region: 1-1722 (573 amino acids)
Molecular function (GO): calcium ion binding
Source: RefSeq, a predicted model, not a curated record
AUGGUGUGUGCUAAGAGGGUUUCUUUUGAUGCUUUGAGGUACUUGGGGCAAAAGCCAAUAGGAAUAGUCUGGUUUCUGGUUUUGCCUGUCUUCUUGAACAGCACAGCCCAGCCCAUACAAGAGAAUACUGUGGUUCUUGACCCUUGCUCGGCCUACCUCACUCUGAAUGAGCCGUGGAGGAACACGGAGCACCAUUUCAACAGCUCUUACGACCAACCAGAGUGUGACAGUGCUUUUGAUGGGGAAUGGUACCGCUUCACUGGAAUGGCUGGUGAUGCUAUGCCCACCUUCUGCAUCCCGGAGAACCACUGUGGGACCCAUGCCCCAAUCUGGCUGAAUGGUAGCCACCCUCAAGAAUCAGAUGGCAUUGUUCAAAGGCAAGGCUGUGCUACUUUCAAUGGGAACUGCUGCCUCUGGAACACCACAAUUGAUGUCAAAGCAUGCCCAGAGGGCUAUUACAUCUAUCGCCUUACAAGGCCCAGUGUCUGCUACCAUGUUUACUGUGGGCAUUUCUAUGACAUCUGUGACAGGGUCGAUUGUGGCAUUUCAUGUUUGGAGCCUGGAAGCUGCAUCUGCUCUUUGGGGACAACGUUGGGACCAGAUGGGCAGACCUGCCUUGAUGACGAUGAAUGUGAACAGAAUAACGGUGGCUGCAGUGAGUUCUGCAUAAACCUGAAAAAUUCCUAUCGUUGUGAAUGUGGAGUGGGGCGUGUUCUGGGGAACGACGGAAAGACCUGUGAGGAAAUUGGUGGGUGUCACAACAAUAACGGAGGCUGCAGCCAUACUUGCACCACAGUGGGGAACACCUACCGUUGUGAGUGCCCACGAGGGCUUGUUUUGUCCAAUGACAACCACACUUGCCAAGUCCCAGUUCUCUGCAAAUCUACCUCCAUAGAAGUGAACAUCCCUAAGGAUCUUGUUGGAGGGUUGGAUCUGUCACUCAUCAAUGGCUCCUGCAAAGGAUUGUCCAAUGGCACUCAUGUCAACAUCAAGUUCUCCCUGAAGACCUGUGGUACCACCAUAGAUGUAGUGAAUGACAAAAUUAUUGCCACCAAUUUGGUAACUGGCUUGCCCAAGCAAACUACAGGUAGCAAUGGAGACAUUAUCGUCCGCACCGGCAAACUGUUGAUCCCUGUCACUUGCGAAUACCCUCGCUGGUACACCAUCUCAGAAGGCUACGUCCCCAAUGCUAAGAACUCACCACUGGAGAUCAUGGGUCGCAACAGGGGUGUCUUCCCCUUCACCCUUGAAAUUUUCAAAGACAAAGAAUUUGAAGAACCCUACAGGGAUACCCUGCCCACUCUUAAACUUCGAGAUUCUUUGUAUUUUGGGAUUGAGCCGGUGGUCCAUGUGAAUGGUCUUGAGACAUUGGUGGAGAGCUGCUAUGCAACCCCUACAUCCAGGAUUGAUGAAAUCUUGAAGUACUAUUUAAUUCGAGAUGGAUGUGUUUCUGAUGAAUCAGUGAAGCAGUAUUCAUCCAAGGAUCAUCUUGCCAAACACUUCCAGGUCUCAGUCUUCAAGUUUGUGGGUAAAGUCAACAAGGAAGUGUUCCUGCACUGCCGUGUCCUUGUCUGCGGAGUGAUGGAUGAGAGGUCUCGCUGUGCCCAGGGCUGCCACCGACGGAUGCGCAGAUGGGCUGAGACAGAGGAGGAAGAGGAAGCCAGUCAUGUGGCUCACCAUAUCCUGACCGGAGGUCCCAUUAGGAUUGAUAUGGAGGAAUAGAUAAAUGUGCUGUUUCACUGGCGCUUGCUCCGAUAUGCCUGUGAUAACAAGUAGUUGUAGAUAUUCUGCCAAAACUGUUUUUUUAAACUGAUGACCUGUGAUGUUCUUUAGUGAGGCCAAAUUAGAUUCAGGAUCUUUUCAUGCCCAAGUUUUUCUGUGGUUUGUAUGUUGACAUGCGAUGUUUAUUCCUACCAAACUUCUGCACAUUCUGUAGUUUCUUGGUAGUUUCUCCACGCUUUCUCAAGUUGGAUCAAAGGUGUUUGAGAAAGUAUGGAAAAAAUGACAAAGGAAACAUGGUAAGACAACAAAUGGACAUGAGGAAGUUCAGAGAAAAGAAAUGCUACAAGUUGGCACCUAAACCAUGGGAAAACCUCCGUGUACAAAGACCUACAAUGUGCAUCUAAAAUGCUUCUUGCUUAACAGCAAAUGAAUCCUUAUAUCAUCCUUAAUAGACACUGCUGAUGCACAGGAUCAAAAUGGCACCAAUGUGUUUAUACAAAUGAUAUCUAAGACAUCUAGGUAAUCCAGCUAAAUUCUAUUCUCACAAAGCUAUACUGACAUGGAAUAAAGUGGGGAAGGGAUAUCUACUACCCUGUCCCAGUCAUUUUAAAGGAACACAUCUGAUCAUUUUACAAGCAUUAUAGUCAACAUAAGGUUCCUUCUUUUCCCCACAGUGGAUGAAAGCACAUGGAGCCAGACUGGUUAGUACUUCAAUGCACGCUCAGGUCAUAAAUCAUCAUGUCUAGAAAAUCUCCCAAAUUGGAUGUGAAUCAGUGGCAUGGUAACUUGCCAUCUGACAAACACUGAAGCCUUCACAAUACCUGAUUAACCCAUACAAACCCAAAUGUCAUAUUGUGCUAACUUCAUUCUGCAAAAAGAUGGUUGUGUGACUUCACUGACCACAGCACUGAAGCUGAAAGAGCUAACUCAAGUUUAAAGGCCACUCUUCCCUCUUGAGUAAAUUGCAUGGAUUUCACCAGUGUGGAAACUGGAGAUCUUAAUCUACAAUCCACAAAGAACAUGUGCCAGAACUAUUUUUAUACUGAUUCUCUUUCCAUUCUCCAGCAUUGCUCUUUAUUUGCUGGGAUCAUUCAGCACUUAAGUGGAUGCUUAUUUAAGGAAUCUGCCACAUGCAUCAAUCUGCUAGCACCUGAAUGACAAGAAAAACCACUGGAAGCAGGUGUUGAUUCAGUAGCUACAGAGCU